AUUCAAAAUUAAAAAAAAAAUGUCUUCUUCAUCUUCAUUAUUCUCUCUUCUCUUUGUUGCUAUAUUUCUUGUUUUAUGUUCCCAAAUUGCCCUCUCAUUAUCACCCAAUUUUUUCUUACAAUCUCAUAAUGAUAAUAUUAGUCCAAAGAAAUUUCAAUUAACAAUGGGUGAAAAAUUGAUUACGCAACUUAAUUUGUUCCCUAAACAUGACAUUAAUAUUGUUUCUUCAAAGGACAAUAGUGUCAAUAAUUAUGAGAAUAAAUUAUUUGAGAAGAAAUUGGAUUUAUCUUAUCUUGGUGAUUCUGGUUCCACUGUCCAAGACUUAGGUCAUCAUGCUGGUUAUUUUCCUCUUGUACACACUAAAGCUGCAAGGAUGUUCUAUUUUUUCUUUGAAUCAAGGAGCAACAAGAAUGAUCCAGUGGUGAUAUGGUUAACAGGAGGACCAGGAUGCAGCAGUGAAUUGGCUUUAUUUUAUGAAAAUGGACCUUUUAAAAUAUCAAACAACAUGUCUCUUGUCUGGAAUGAUUUUGGUUGGGACAAGGUGUCAAACCUUAUAUAUGUUGAUCAACCAACUGGAACUGGUUUCAGUUAUACUUCUGAUCAAAGUGACAUUCGUCACAAUGAAACUGGUGUAAGCAAUGACCUUUAUGAUUUCCUACAGGCCUUCUUCAAUGCUCAUCCUGAGUAUGUAAACAAUGAUUUCUACAUUACUGGAGAAUCAUAUGCUGGACAUUAUAUUCCUGCAUUUGCUUCUCGAGUUCAUCAAGGAAACAUAAAGAAGGAAGGAAUUCACAUAAACCUCAAGGGUUUUGCUAUUGGUAAUGGCCUCACCAACCCAGAAAUCCAGUAUAAAGCUUACACUGACUAUUCUUUGGAUAUGAAAUUGAUCAAUCAAACAGACUACGAUGAUAUAAAUAAAUUAUAUCCAAAAUGUCAACAAGAAAUUAAGCUUUGUGCAAGUGGUAGUGAAGAUGCAUGUAAGAAGGGAUUUAGUGAUUGCACACUCAUUUUCGACAAUAUAAUGGACAUUGCUGGCGACAUAAAUUACUAUGAUAUCCGGAAGACCUGCAGUGGUAGCCUCUGCUAUGACUUCUCGAGAAUGGAAACUUACCUCAAUGAUAACCAAGUUAAAGAAGCCCUCGGUGUUCCUGCCAGUAUUGAUUUUGUCUCGUGUAGUUCUUCAGUUUAUCGGGCGAUGAUGAAGGACUGGAUGAAGAAUCUUGAAGUCGGUAUUCCUCAACUUCUUGAGGAUGGCAUCAAUCUACUCAUUUAUGCUGGAGAGUAUGACCUUAUCUGCAACUGGAUUGGGAACUCAAAUUGGGUGCAUGCAGUAGAAUGGUCUGGGCAGAAAGGCUUUGAGGCUGCACCGUCUGUUUCUUUCACAGUAGACGGUGAGGAGAAAGGUGUUCAAAAGAAGUAUGGACCACUGAUGUUCCUCAAGGUCUACGAUGCAGGUCAUAUGGUGCCGAUGGACCAACCUAAGGCAGCACUUGAAAUGCUUCAGAGGUGGACUCAUGGCAACUUGUGAAGAAUCAAUUUAAGAACCACACAUACUGAAACAGAUUAACAAUUUACCAGCUUUAUAAUAUCAGCAAAACAUAGAAAAUCAUGUAGAUACAUUUCACCCUUUCAAGUGAAUGUUGUUCUUCUAAGAUAUUGGAUUAAGCAUUAUAACAUAUAGUGAACCACACUGUUUCCUCUUA
Molecule: messenger RNA, 1703 nt
Organism: Solanum stenotomum
Lineage: Eukaryota; Viridiplantae; Streptophyta; Magnoliopsida; Solanales; Solanaceae
Product: serine carboxypeptidase-like
Exons: 8
Coding region: 20-1528 (502 amino acids)
Biological process (GO): proteolysis
Cellular component (GO): vacuole
Molecular function (GO): serine-type carboxypeptidase activity
Source: RefSeq, a predicted model, not a curated record